Molecule: messenger RNA, 2961 nt
Organism: Fonsecaea erecta
Lineage: Eukaryota; Fungi; Ascomycota; Eurotiomycetes; Chaetothyriales; Herpotrichiellaceae
Exons: 2
Coding region: 1-2961 (986 amino acids)
Biological process (GO): regulation of DNA-templated transcription
Molecular function (GO): zinc ion binding; DNA-binding transcription factor activity, RNA polymerase II-specific
Source: RefSeq, a predicted model, not a curated record
AUGCCGACCGAGACAUCGACCACUGUUCAAGACGGCCUGGAUGAACAAAAUGCUUCCCCGCCUCUAAGGCAGAUGAGGAAGGGCACCAAGUCAUGUCAAGAAUGUCGCCGUCGAAAGAUAAAAUGCAACUACCCGCCCACCCCACCUUCUUCUCCCUCCCAAGUUACGGACCUGGCGAGUGUCCCAGAGGAGAGAAAAUGCAUCCAAUGCAAGCGACACAACCGCUCCUGCCAGAUCCAAGGCUACGUCGCCUGGAACACAUCUCCUGAAAACCCCACGGAGGAUUCAGCCUCCACGAAGUCGAACCACCGUCAGCCGAGGAUCUACAAAAGGCGUCGCGAGGUGGUUUCGUUGACCAAUCAUUCCGACGAUGAGGAAUACCCGCGCGUGAAGAUCCACGUGGAUAGGAUGGAGUCAGUCGUUGCACGACUUGCACGAGAGCGAGAGAAGGAGAAGCAGGACGGGAUAUUUGCCAAUACUUUCAGUAACCCUCAGAGCAACAACUUUCCUCUCCCGAGUAGCUCUGCACACAGAGGGGACGAAUUUAGUCCGAGUUUCGGCCUCGAUGCAGAACUUGGUCUCACCAAUGGAAACCCGUUUGCUAAUGCCCUGAACUUCGACCUGGCUUUCGAAAGUGGAGACACGCACGGCCACUUCACCCUUAACGGGCAGGCAGACGGCUCGACGCGAAUCAAGUCACAGGUUUUGGGAGGCCAGGAAGUGGAAAAUGGAAUACCAGCUUCGUCCAUGUUCAGUUCUCACCCAUUUCUCCCGGCUCAACAUCAACCUCAGCAAUCGACAAGCAUAAACGGGACAGGCGACGUCCGCGCCGUUCUCGCCAUGACUUCAGAGGAGCAUUGCAAAACACUCAGUCCCUUGCUCUCACAAUUGUUCAACAAUGAGAUGUUUACGCAGAGCACAGCGUGUGUUUCUUCAAUCCUGGCUGAAAAGGUUGAAUUCAUGAGCUUUUCCGAUAUCGCCAACAAUACUGGUUCCACGGAAUCCGAGAAAUUACUCUCGACAAUCUCCUCGGAACCAUAUGUGUUCGACGUGCUGGAUAUUUCCCUCAAGUGGUGGAUUGCUUGGAGAGACCAGGCGUCCGCGCUGCAGGAUCUCUCUCCCUACUUGGAGGAUGAAGAAGGAAGUUCGAUACUUGGAUCUGGAGCAUCUAGCACAAAAGCCGGAGCUAAUGCCACUUUAUUUUCUUCAAUCACACCAGUUCCAUCCACGAGGUCUCGCACGACGAGCCAUUCCGACGAGCCUCUAUCCUUCCGAGAAUUUGUGCUCGCCAAAUUGUCUCGCUCACAAGAGCCGGUUUCGUUGGCCACAGGCCUCCUCUGCAUUGCACUGUCCCUCUACCAACUGCGCCCUGGAGUUGACGACUACAAGGUGAACAUCUCUACAUCUCCCCUCGAACUCGCCGAUCGAAUAGUGCUGGCGGUGGAUACAAUUGUUCUCUCCCCCGCUUCCCAACAUAAGCAUAUGCAUGACCCGGGCAUGCUGUUGCUCCUGAUGAUACGUGGCAAAAUGUAUGCUGAGAGCAAUCAACUGCGCAAGUCCUGGUUGUGCGUCCGCAGAGCGUUGGACAUUGCCCAGGACACCGGGUUCGCGGAACCGAAGAUGCCGCUCGGUGUGGCCCAGUACGCGCCAAACCUGUGUGGGCAGGAACUGACGAAGCUCUUUCGCCGACAGCGCUUUAUCGGCUCGAUCAUGGAGCUCGAUCGACUUAUGAGCAUGGUUCUGGGGUUCCCACAUGCAGAGGACGUCAAGUUUUCUGAUCGUCUGGCGAUGUCCGUGUUGAAGGGCCAGACAGCCACUCAAGGCGGAGCACCGGUAUCGGUGGACAUCAAAAUGCGUGCUUUCAGGCGGGUGGUGUCUAUUGCCGCAGGCCGAGUGAACGACCGCAACGCAAGUCCCGAGUCAGACCGAGUCAAACUGCAGACCACAAUGGACAUCCAAGAAACAUUAAACGAAGUGGCAGCAGCCAUGCCUCCAGACUGGUGGGAUCUGGAAUCACACCGAGAGGCCUCCGACUCAUUUCUGGCGCACGAACAUCUCAUAGCUCAAAUGUGGUUCUGGCAGGUCCAGUCCUUUCUCCAUCUGCCCUUUAUGCUGAAAGUCCCCAACCUCGCGGCCCACAACCCGGAUUGCGACGGCCUCCACAACAACAAUGAGGCGGAUCAAGAUCCAUACCAGGCAAACAAAUACCUCUGUCUGCAAGCCUGUCGCGGCAUGCUUCGGGUUUUCAACCUGCUACGCUCCGACCCUUCCCUUGCCGUCUACAUCUGUAGCUGCGAGGACUUUCAGGGGCUGUUCAGUGCGUGUAUACUUAUGGUAGGCCUGCUGCUGCGCUUAUCAUACUGUCCCCACUCUCUGCCAGAGUCGGAUUUCGAGGCCUUGGGAAAUGUCGGCGAGGACCUCGCCCUCAUCGAGGAGAUCAAGGAUGUCUUCCGGUACCGCGCAACCCAGCAGGGCGGCAGCAUCAGCAGACAGGGCCUGAGAGUGUUGGAGGAACUGGCCUCCUUUUUGUAUGAAGAUGUCAACCAAAUCUCUGGAGCCGAUGCGAAGCGCCGGACCGUGGUUCUCCCGUACUUUGGAGCAAUUCAUCUGGAGCUGAGGCCACCGCGAGCUCUGCGCCACCAUUCGAAGGCCUCGGCACACGUGUCACAGAACAGUAGCACCGCGGCCCUGAAUGCAGGCCCGCAGAUUGCAUCUCAGUGCUCUUCUGGGGAGGGUACUGGAACGGCAUAUUCCGAACCGUUUGAAGCAACGUGCUUGCCAUGUUCUGAGUGGGAUCUCGGGGCUAGUGCUGACACCGGCUUUGACGCGGACACGGCCCUCCCAUCCUCCAUGCCAGAGGCGAGUUUGAACUGGGAUCGUUUCCUCUAUGGGAACGAGCUGGCUCAGAACUGGAGUGCGGAGCUGCCUGAGUGGCCCGCUAGUAUGGACAUGCCACCCUGA